Molecule: messenger RNA, 2061 nt
Organism: Liolophura sinensis
Lineage: Eukaryota; Metazoa; Mollusca; Polyplacophora; Chitonida; Chitonidae
Product: tRNA modification GTPase GTPBP3, mitochondrial-like
Exons: 9
Coding region: 251-1861 (536 amino acids)
Biological process (GO): tRNA wobble uridine modification; tRNA methylation
Cellular component (GO): mitochondrion; cytoplasm
Molecular function (GO): GTP binding; protein binding; GTPase activity
Source: RefSeq, a predicted model, not a curated record
AAUGGAGUUGUUGUUUAAGGGACCCAGAUAUCGACUGAUUCAGAAACAGGGGCCCAAUCCUUGACUUUCCGCUGGUAGCCUCGAUCGUCUCUUCAAAAGUGGCAAAUCAACUAACAGGGAAUUCCCCUUAUUGACCAACCAGAGAUCGUGAGAAUUCCCUGACAUGGAAGUCCACCAUCUGAUGCAGCGUGCAAACGUACUUUUAUUUUCUGUGGUAGCCCAGAGCUGACAACAUGUGCCUGUGGUUUGAAUGAAGACUGGAAUAAAACAUCCAACUGAAGCCAUGAUGUUCGCACAAAGGACAUUUGGAUCUUCAUUCUUGGCCCGCAACAAACUUAGACAGCUAUUUCAAACCUGUGCUGCUUUGAGUCACCAUGACGCUAGGAUGUGUACUAUUUUUGCUGUAUCUUCUGCCCCUGGUAAGGCUGGAUUGGCUGUUCUUAGGAUAUCAGGCAGCAAAGCUGCUGAGGCAAUUAGGCAGUUAGGAAGGCUGAAAAAAUUACCACCUGAACGAAAAGCAACACUUAGACUGCUGUACAGACCACAGACCCAAGAAGCAAUAGACAGAGGCCUGAUGCUGUGGUUCCCAGGUCCUCGUAGUUAUACAGGAGAAGACUGUGUAGAAUUUCAUGUGCACGGCGGACCUGCAGUUGUGGCAGCCAUGCUAGAAGCUCUUGGAGAGUUACAGGAAUUUCGUCAUGCUGAACAAGGAGAGUUUACUAAACGGGCCUUUUUGAAUGGGAAGCUGGAUUUGACGGAGGUAGAGGGGUUAGCUGAUCUGAUUGAAGCUGAGACAGAGAGCCAGCGUAAGCAAGCACUGAGACUCGUGGAAGGAGAACUUGGCCAGAUGUACAAUGAGUGGAGAGAAGUAUUAAUCAAGUCUUUGGCAAAUGUUGAAGCUUUCAUUGAUUUUGAAGAAGAAGACAACAUUGAACAUAAUGUCAUGGUUCAAGCUGAGAAAGAUAUCCAUGAUCUGAAAGCCAGCAUUGAUGCCCAUCUGUCAGACAGUCAGCAAGGGGAACGACUUCGCUCAGGUGUUCACGUGGCAAUCCUGGGGCAGCCAAAUGUGGGCAAGAGUUCUCUUCUAAAUGCUAUAUGUCGAAGGCCGGCAGCAAUUGUAUCACCAAUAGCAGGGACAACAAGAGAUGUGAUCGAGACCUCCCUCAACAUAGGUGGAUACCCUGUAGUGAUCGGUGACACCGCAGGGUUACGGGACACGGAAGAUUCCAUUGAGAAGGAAGGAGUGAGAAGGGCAUUGAACAGAGCUGAACAGUCAGACCUGAAGAUACUUGUGGUGGAUGCGGACUCAAGUCUACCUUGUACUCUUACAAGCAACACAUUGGACUAUCAUGUUCAGACGUAUCUUAAUACCCUAGGCCUCAGCGACACAAAAAUGCUGUCCAAGACUUGUGCUUCGGGGACUGAAGAACAUCUUAAGGAAAGCAAUCCUAAUCUGAAAGAUUUAAUUCUUGUGAUUAAUAAAUGUGACCUGCUUUCCAUCGAUGACGUGAAAAGGCUUGAGCAGCUACACGUUCAGUUUGAAAGCUUUCCUGUUUGUGUGGUGUCCUGUGUUACUGGGCAAGGCUUGGACACAUUUUUACAGAUGUUGCUUCUUCGAGUGAAAGAAUUGUGUGGUAACCCGCUGUCAGGAGGCCCCAGGCUAACACAGGCCCGCCACAGAACGCAUCUGACGCUUUGUUCCCGUCACCUGACAGGUUACCUGGAGAGUCAAGACGAUGAUGUUGUUCUCGCCGCGGAAAAUUUGAAGAAAGCAGCCCAGGAGUUGGGCAAAGUGAUUGGCAAGAUUAGCCCUGAGGAUAUCCUUGAUGUCAUUUUUCGAGAUUUUUGCAUCGGAAAAUAAAUUGUUUACACUUAUGAAUAAUUCUUAGUAUUCUAUGCUGGUUAGACCAGGAGUUGUGAAGCAAGUCUACAUGUAACGGUUUGAAAGAAAGUUGCUGUUGACUUCUCCUGUGCUCUGCCUGAAUUUCUCCACCCAUAAACCUGAUCACUGUCAUUAGGAGGGAAAUAUUCUGGAUUGCAAUGUAUAAUCAAAAUAAACAA